UUCAAGAGAGAGCUAGUCCAAAUGCUGCUGGGUGGUGUAUAGUAACUAGGGCUUUGAUUUAGCAUUUCAUUUUCCUCUGAACUCACUCACUCACUCUUUUUCUAUUCAGAUUCUCACUUCGUUCUCUGUUUUUUUCUUACUCAUACGAAAACAUACAAAACCUCCCUUCUUUGUCUGUUUUCAAACCUUCUACAUGGCUCGCGGUCGGAAGAAGCAGCAGCAACAAACACAAGCUUUGGCUGACAAUGGAGGCACCAAAACGACCAAUGUUGUUGGUGGGGUACGAGGAGGAAGAGGGUCUUCUUCUGCUUCUGCUUUUGCUUCAAUUCAAGUUGCUGUGAGAAAGAAGCGUGGCCGAAAGAGUAAUGCGGAAAAGGAAGCAAAUGGUGGGGGUGUUAUGGAGCAGAAACGUAGUAGUAGAGCAAAACGGAAGACCCUUUUGAUAGAUGAUGAAGAAGGAGAAGAAAAUGGUAGGGGACUCAAGAAACGAGGUCGUAAGAGACAGAGAAUGACAGAAACUUUUGUAGAGGGGUCAAGUGGAAAUCAGAGAGGUUCAAGGGAGCGUAGAGCUUCAGUUAGCGAGGGAAAGACAGAAACUUCUGCUUUCGGGGUUCAGGAUAAGAGAGAUCCUAAGGAGUCCUUAAUGUGCCAUCAAUGUCAGAGAAAUGAUAAAGGCCCGGUUGUAAGAUGCACGAAUUGUAAACGGAAAAGAUUUUGCUUAGUCUGUUUGAAACACUGGUAUCCUCACUUGAAAGAGGAUGAUAUUGCUAAGGCAUGUCCUGUGUGCUGUGGUAAUUGCAAUUGCAAAGCAUGCUUGCAAUCUGGUGAUCUUCUUAAAAGACUGAAGGUAAAAAGAAAUACUGAUGAAGGCAAGGAGGUUGAGCUCUAUAAGUAUUUGCUGAAGCAUCUUCUUCCGUAUUUAAGACAGUUGGAUGAAGAACAAAUGAUGGAGAAAGAGAUAGAAGCUAAGAGACAAGGGCUCUCACUCUCGGAGCUAAAAAUAAAAGAGGCAGAUCACUAUGAAGGAGAUCGUGUGUAUUGUGAAAACUGUAAAACGUCAAUAUUUGGUUAUCACAGAAGCUGUGCGAAAUGCUCUUUUGACCUUUGUCUUAUCUGCUGCCGUGAGCUUCGUAGUGGGCGGCUUCUUGGUGGUGCAGAUCCAGUUGAGUUGAAGUUUGUCUCCCGAGGUCGUGGUUAUUUGCAUGGUGCAAGAGAAGAUAACAGCAUAGUAAAAAAUACAUCACAUGCAAAUGCUGAUGCUGAGAUUCGUCAAUGGUCAAUGUCUGGGUGGCGUGCUGAUAGUGAUGGUAACAUUCCAUGUCCAAAAGUCAAUAAUGAGAGUAGCCAUGGUUUUCUUGAACUGAGAAGCAUAUGUACUCCGGAUUUCAUCUCUGAGUUACUAUCUAAAGCUGAAAAACUAGCAGAAGCAUAUAAGCUUGAAGAUGCUGUUGAGACUCUGAAUAAUUGCUGUUCUUGUUUGAAGCCUGAUAGAAAUACCAACGAUGAUAGAUAUAUUAAUAUGAGGAAGGCAGCUUCUCGUGAAGAUUCCAGUGACAACUAUUUAUACUCUCCCAGGGCUGUAGAUCUAGGGCACGAUGAUUUAAGACAUUUUCAAUGGCAUUGGAGCAAAGGCGAGCCUGCAAUAGUAAGCAAUGUUCUUGAAUGCACGUCAGGUUUAAGCUGGGAACCUCUUGUCAUGUGGCGCGCAUUACGUCAAGUGUCCAAGCAUGAUAAACAUUUGGAUGUGGAGGCUAUUGAUUGUUUAGAUUGGUGUGAGGAACCGAUCAAUAUCCACCACUUCUUUACUGGGUAUACGGAGGAUCGUGAGGAUUGGUGUGGUUGGCCUAAAAUAUUGAAAUUAAAAGAUUGGCCCCCUUCUAAUUUAUUUGAGGAACGUUUACCUCGUCAUUGUGCAGAAUUCAUAUCAUCCUUGCCCUUUAAACAAUAUACAUGUCCGUACAAAGGUUCUCUUAACCUUGCUGUGAAGUUGCCUUGGGGCUGUCUAAAGCCAGACAUGGGUCCAAAAUCAUAUAUUGCUUAUGGAUUUGCUCAAGAGCUUGGGCGUGGUGAUUCUGUGACUAAGCUUCAUUGUGAUAUGUCUGAUGCUGUGUAUGUGUUGUGUCACACUGCUGAAGUGAAAUGGAAACCUAAGACAAUUACUGCUAUUGCAAAUUUGAUGCCACGCCACCUUGAGCAAGACAAAAGGGAGCAGCUACUUGGAGAUAGUCAGGAUGGAGAAAGUAAUGUUGACAAGCCUGAUAGUUCAUCUUCUACCAAAAAUUCCUUGGACAAGCAAAUUAGUGUUCAGGUCAUGGAAAAUGGAAGUGGACUGUGUGAUGUGAAAGUGAGUGGUCAUUCUUAUCCACACCCUAGUAUUAAUGAAGGUUAUCUUUCAUGUGGGUCAGAACUCAAAGAGGUUGGGAAAGUGACAAUGAAAGAAGAAAAUGGUAUAUUGAUUGAGGGGGAUGCUUUAGAAGGUGCUCUUUGGGAUAUAUUUAGGAGAAAGGAUGUACCUAAGUUGCAGGAGUAUCUAAAAAAGCAUUUCAGAGAGUUCAGGCAUGUCCAUUGCAGUCCUUUAAUGAAGGUUAUUCAUCCCAUCCAUGAUCAGGUCUUUUAUCUGACUGUGGAGCAUAAGAGGAAGCUUAAGGAGGAGUAUGGAAUUGAGCCCUGGACUUUUGUCCAGAAGCUAGGAGAUUCUGUUUUUAUUCCAGCUGGUUGUCCUUACCAAGUCAGAAAUCUGAAGUCAUGCAUCAGCGUUGCACUUGAUUUUGUCUCUCCUGAGAGUGUUGGUGAGUGCUUCCGUUUGACUGAAGAGUUCCGCAGGCUUCCGGUAAAUCACGGGUCAGUCGAGGACAAAUACGAGGUGUAGAAAAUGACUGUGCAUGCUGUGGUUGAUGUGGUCAAAAACUUGGAGAAUGCAAGGUCUAGAGAAACCAAGGUUCCAUCUUAAGUGUAUUUGUGAUGACAGUAUGAAUAUUCCCACAGGAUGUGCAAAAUUGAGUUGCUUAUGUAGGUUUCGGUGAUCUUGGGUUCCAUGAAUCAUGAUUCUUAGGAAGACUCCAUAUUUUGUUCUCUAGCACACCUUGAUGAGGUCUUUUGAAACACCAUAUAUUAACUUGUGAUGGUGUACAUAUAAAUAUAACACCCUGUAUAUAUAACUAGGGUGCUUAGGCUGAUUCAAGUUUACAGUCAGAUGCUGUUAUGAGCAUUGUACUUUUGGAACUUGUGAUUGGAUAGAUCAUGAAAUUCUAUGUUGCAGUACGUUGGCAAAAUAUUAGCUUUGCUGAUUUGAUGUCAUGUAAUCAUGUUAUUUGUUAACACUUUCCGCCUAGUAUGAGAAUAGUACUAAACUGUUGGUUCUUUCA
This is a messenger RNA of Lotus japonicus, 3365 nucleotides long. Its product is annotated as lysine-specific demethylase JMJ26-like. The record is from RefSeq and is a predicted model, not a curated record. Bases 194 to 2869 code for a protein of 891 amino acids. Gene Ontology annotation, cellular component: chromatin; histone deacetylase complex. Gene Ontology annotation, molecular function: transcription coregulator activity; chromatin DNA binding; histone H3K9 demethylase activity. The transcript is spliced from 13 exons. Gene Ontology annotation, biological process: regulation of transcription by RNA polymerase II. Lineage: Eukaryota; Viridiplantae; Streptophyta; Magnoliopsida; Fabales; Fabaceae.